AUGUCAUACGUCUACAGAGAGCGCGAUCGCGAGCGGGACUGGGAUGAACCCCGCUCGACCGUAUCUAUCAAGCGUUACGUCAUCCCCUCGGAGGAGGAGCGUGAGCGUGAACGUGAGCGUGAUUUCUUCUAUCGCCAUGAGGACCCAGCCGACCGAGAGCUGGUUAUCCGGCGCACUCAUGAGCGAGAGGAGCCGGUGAUGAUUCAAAGGUAUGAACGAGAGGUUGACUACGACUCGCGCUCACUUGACUACCGCUCCGAAAGAGACUAUUACGAACGUGAACGUGAGUAUUAUGUGCCCGAGCGCAUUCGCAGUUACCCCGCCCCCGUUAUCAUUCGUGAAACUCAGCCGAUAAUCCUUCUUGAAGCACGCGGCCCCGUCUACGUCAAUCCACGAGAGUCCGAUUAUGAUAUUGUGCGGCGGUCGGAAGUGGAUCGCGAGCCUGGCGGCUAUUACUAUCAUCGUCGUGUACGCGAGUGGGAUGAAGACCGUCGCUCCCGACGCGAACUGAGCCCUAGCGACUCUGUCUCACAGGCUACCCGUCGUCGCGAUGAAGAGGACUACAGCAGCGAUGAGAGCAUGGUCUACAUUCGCAAAGAGACACGGGAGUACGAUGAUCAUCCCCAUCGGCGGCGGCAUCUAGCCGAGGGUGCCCUAGUAGGUGUUGGGGCGGCAGAACUUCUUCGCAACCAUCACAAGAAAGAAGGAGAAGAAGUGCCUGAGGGAGUUGGCCGCCUGGGGCGGGACGUGGGUGCCGGUGCAUUGGGCGCCAUCGCUGCUGAAGCAGUCUCGCGUGCAAGAGAGCACUAUCGCAGCAAGAGUCGUCAUCGCUCCCACUCUUUUGAUGACGAUCACAGAUCACACUCCCGUCAUCACCGCCGUCAUCGUCAUAGCCACAGUCGUCGAAGUCGCAGUCGCUCUCACUCCCACUCGCGCGCGCGGACGCUCGCGGAACUCGGCCUAGGUGCCGCUGCUAUUGCUGGAGCUGUUGCCCUGGCACGAAACAAGUCCAAUUCCAAUAAGGACAGACGCAGUCGAUCUCGUCACCGCCAUGCUGCCAGCUCCACACGGUCGUUGCCGCUGAACAAAGAUGGGGAGCGCAGCCAGUCCAAAACAGCAGUGGCAGGCCUGAUCGAGAGGGCCCGGAGCCGCUCCCGUCCAGGGCGACGUGAUCGGUCUCGAUCCAAGAGCGCAAUCAGGAAAGCCCUGCCAGUGCUAGCGGCCGGCCUUGGGACAGCUGCGGCUACUGGAUUAUAUGAGAAGAACAAGGACAAGAAAGAAGCCUCACGAAACAGGGAGCUUCGACGCUCACGAUCUCGCAGCCGCGCCCCUUCAGAGGUUUACUCUGAUCCAACGAAGUCCUCUCCUGGUCUGAUCGAGUACGGAGAACGCCCAGUCCAUGGUAGUAUUCCUGCCAACUACUACGGUCGGCCUGGGAGCUCACAUGGAUACUACUCGGAUGCAUCUGACCCUGUUGCAAGUGGCGCAGCUGGCUUUGGAUCAACAAGACGCCGGCCUUAUAGCCGCAGUCGUAGUCGCAGCCGAGGCCGGGAAGCUCGCUACAGUAGCGAUUCGUCAGACUCAGAGAGUGACAGCCGGAGAAGACGACGAGGCGGGCACGAACGGCAUCGCAGUCGCUCGCGGGAAUUCGCCGAGGCCGCUUUAGGAGCUGCAGGAGUCGGUUACGCAGCCCACAAGCUCGCGCAGCGUAAUGAGCGCAAGAAGGCAGAGCGAGACAGAGACAGAUCGGAUGAAGAAGCUGCGUACCAGCAUGAUCCGUAUCCGUCAUCUCCUGCUGCCCUUCGGCCGAUCGACGAUCAUCAGUACUACCCUAAUACGAAUUACUUUCCUCCGCCGCCUGGCUCCGCGCCUCGCACGGAACCAGCACCUUACAACCCUGCCGAUUAUCCACCUCCACCCGGCGCCGUGCCACCGCAGCCGUAUGCUCAUCCUGCGCGUCCUGAGUCAGACCCGUAUGCACCUCGGCCCCGAAGGGUAGAAGAGAAUGUGAGUGCCGCAUGGAAAUCUCCCCAUCACCCCAUUACCCAAGAUCGCAUAUCAGAUGGUCUAGAUGCACGAUCAUCGCUGAGAACCCCUCGCCCGAAAAAGCGACGACCCCGCGCGGCCAGCCAGCCGGCAAGGCCGAAAUCGGUUGCCUUUGACCUUGAAUCGGAACAUGAAGGACAGCAUGACCCCGGAUACGAAACGGAUGAUAGUGACUCUACCAUUGCAUCAAUACAUGGCCAUGGGCGCAACCGCACUCCACGUCGCCGCCACUCGUUCUCUGAGCCGUUCGCUGCACGUACACGGUCUGAAGAUCGGUCCCGCAAAGACGGCGCGGAAUCUGAUUCCGACUCGACUAUCGAUUUGCCUGACCGGUUUGACUCGCAGGGACGCCUUUUAUCCCAGCCCGAAGAUGAUCCUUUGGCGGACGGGUUGGAGACACUGCUCAGAGGAAUCAACCGUGUCUUUGUUUAG
Molecule: messenger RNA, 2478 nt
Organism: Aspergillus uvarum CBS 121591
Lineage: Eukaryota; Fungi; Ascomycota; Eurotiomycetes; Eurotiales; Aspergillaceae
Product: DUF3824 domain-containing protein
Exons: 4
Coding region: 1-2478 (825 amino acids)
Source: RefSeq, a predicted model, not a curated record